AUGAGCACGGCUGUGGCGGGCAAUGGUUUGGUUCUGCUGCUGCUGGAGUGUUCCACCAAGCAUUAUAAGCCUAAGGCGAAGGACCGGAAGGACACCGCGCUCACCUUGCUCUCUCUGGGUAGUGGCCUCACCCAGCCCUCUUGGGGUCGCGUCUGGAUGCUCAAGCAGGCCCUCGCAGGAUUGCAGGAUUCCUUCGUGAUCUUGCCAGCUAUGUCGCCGGGAGAGAACUUCCUCGAAGGAAGUGACGACUGCUGCCGAGGACUUCCAUGUUUUCGUGAAGUCCUGCUCCUGCAGAGCUUCACCGGUUACUUGGAGCAGUUCUGCUCCCACAGCUCGAAAGCAAACGUAUUUGUCCCGGGAGGCCAAGAGCGGGACCAUGACCUCGAUGAGCGUCUUACUCAUGGACGUGCCCUUGCGGAGACCAUCGUGAAGGCGGCCAAG
This is a messenger RNA of Symbiodinium sp. CCMP2456, 441 nucleotides long. The record is from the annotation of a GenBank genome assembly. Lineage: Eukaryota; Dinophyceae; Suessiales; Symbiodiniaceae.